CUUCGGUUAUUGCUUGUGUCACACCUCUCCUUCUCAACUCAUCAUGCCCUCCAACGACUUUGUCCGAACUGUAUCUCGCAGCUUCCGAGUACUUGUGAUCGGUGGCUCUUAUGGCGGUCUAUCUGCUGCAUUGGCCCUCAUUGAUCUUUCACAGGGUCGUCUCACCCGUUUCAACUACAAUGCCGAUGCUGAAGCUCCUACACAUCGCAUUCCGAUACAGAUAACUGUAGUUGAUAAGCGAGAUGGCUAUUAUCAUCUGAUCGGAUCUCCAAAGGCCCUGGCCUCUGAAAAAUUCGCGCCCGAAGCAUGGACUCGUUUCCAAGAUAUUCCCGGGCUCAAGUCUCCGGAUCUCAGCUUUAUCCAGGGAAGUGUCAGUUCAGUUGAUUUCAACACCAAAGAAGCCCAGAUUGUCGAUGCAGAGACCAAGAACAGCCGCACGGAGCCCUAUGACUACUUGAUUGCAGGUUCAGGGCUACGUCGGUCUUUCCCCACUGUUCCCCAAUCCUUGAGGCGAGAGGAGUUCCUCAAGGAAGCCAGAGAACAUAUGACGGAUGUGAAGCAAGCCGAGGAUGGCAUCGUUAUUAUUGGUGGAGGCGCUGUAGGUGUGGAGAUGGCUGCCGAAUUAAAGAUCCUUUACCCAGAACAGAAGGUCACUCUGGUCCACUCUCGAAAGCGCUUGUUAUCUUCGGAGCCGUUGCCGGAUGACUUUGCCGAGCGCGUGGAUUCUAUAUUGCGCGAUACAGGAGUUGGGGUCAUCCUAGGACAACGCGUUAUCGACACGAUCGCGGUGGACACGAAAAAUGGGACACGAGUCUGGAACCUCACGCUGGGCGAUGGCCGACAACUCAAAGCUGGUCAUGUUCUAAAGGCUAUCUCUCAAACCGUCCCAACAUCGACAUAUCUGCCUAAAGAGGCAUUGAACGAGGAGGGAUACAUCAAAGUGCAUCGCUCACUACAAUUCUCCGGUGCCAUUCCUAACCCAGAGCAUCAUUGGGCAGUAGGGGACCUCACUGCGUGGGAAGGUAUCAAGCGCUGUGGCGGUGCAAUGCAUAUGGGCCAUUACGCGGCACUUAAUAUCCAUCAGCACAUGAUGGCAGAGUGCACUGGUGGAAAACCAAACUAUCAGACCUUGCAGCCAUUCCCAGCUGUGAUGGGUCUAGCUCUCGGCAAAACGGCCGUCAGUUAUACGCCGGGCGAGGGCACACGUGAGGGCGAAGACCUGAUGAAGACCUUGUUUGGCAAAGACAUGGGACAUACCAUUUGCUGGAACUAUAUGCGUCUCGGUGAGGCGUGCUAGGCGUGG
Messenger RNA from Penicillium hordei, 1303 nucleotides. Its product is annotated as putative pyridine nucleotide-disulfide oxidoreductase AMID-like. The transcript is spliced from 5 exons. NCBI's taxonomy places the organism in Eukaryota, Fungi, Ascomycota, Eurotiomycetes, Eurotiales, Aspergillaceae. The record is from RefSeq and is a predicted model, not a curated record. The coding region runs from base 44 to 1297 and encodes 417 amino acids. Gene Ontology annotation, molecular function: electron-transferring-flavoprotein dehydrogenase activity; flavin adenine dinucleotide binding. Gene Ontology annotation, cellular component: cytoplasm.